AUGAACGCUCUCCGUCGCGUCCCCACCCUUAGUCCCCUGCGACGAGCAAUGAGCGGCCAGCAACAGUUCCGCGGUGUUUCUGCUCUCGGUCGCCUCACGGUCACUGUCCAGGGCCCUCAUGUCGAUAGCGAGGCGGCUCCAGACCAUCGCGAGCCUCUGCUCGCUCAACUUAGGUCUCUCCCGAGAGAUGCUCCCAUCCUGACCAUCCAAGAUGAUCCACCGUCCGACACAGAAUGGGACCUCCUCAGCGAUCACUUCACUGGCGUGCGCGAUCUGGAGAUCGACACUGGCUUUAACGAGGACCUCAACGACAGCAAGAUGCCCCUUCACUGGCCACUCGAUCGUCUAAUGAUCUCCGGCGUCUGCGGAGAGGUCACCAAGUCGCCGCACAUCUUACAAGGGCUAGCCAAGCACCUCAUCCUGUAUCUCACAUCUGAGAUGCGAUUCGAGGGCCCUCGAUCUGACCAAUUGACCGGCGCGUACCAAAAAGCCAUCGAUCGCGGCGAAGCCAAAUCCGAAUACAUACCUGGUAGCAAAAUUAACCUGAUAAACAUAACCAAGCUCGGGCGCGAGUGGAUGGCACAAAAAUACGGAGACAGCUCUGCAGAGGCAGAGCUCGAACCGGAAAACCGACCCGUCCAGGAGAGCCGUCUACGCACGCUCGAGAUCAUCGGGAACGACGCCCUCGACACGUUCCUACGCAUGUGCGCUGCGAUACCGCACGUUGUCGAGAACGUCUCAACACUCUACCUGCGUUCGACCUCGGCCCGGCCCGACUUCUUGUGGACUGAGGAGAAGAGCUUCGCAGAGGUUCUCCCGCAGCUUACAGAUUUACAGACAUUGAAGCUCAGCGUUGGAGAAGUCUUCCACGAGGAGGCAACUCUCUCCGCUCUAUAUACCAGUCUCCCGCCGAAUCUCACGACGCUGUAUUUCCGCGGGCCCAUUUCGCUCUGCCGGUCGGAGCGGUGGGAAGAGUGGGUGACGGCCUUUAGCUCGGACACCUUCCUCCCCAAGCUGCAGCGGCUGGCCUUUGUGCUUGACAUGCACUAUGAACAGGGGAAGUACGGUAAGGAAGAUUCGGAUGCACCGGAGGAGGACCUACUCCAAGCGCGGGCUGCGUGCGAACGUUUGUAUGAGGGCGCGCGACGUCGAGGAAUAACCAUUGAGCCGCUGCAGGAUGAAUGGGCAGGCAAACACGUGUGCUUACGGCCGGUAGACAGGCGGUGGCCGAGUCCGCGACCGUACCCGAGUCCGUUUUUUGGCCCGUAA
Molecule: messenger RNA, 1269 nt
Organism: Aspergillus puulaauensis
Lineage: Eukaryota; Fungi; Ascomycota; Eurotiomycetes; Eurotiales; Aspergillaceae
Exons: 2
Coding region: 1-1269 (422 amino acids)
Source: RefSeq, a predicted model, not a curated record